Molecule: messenger RNA, 1506 nt
Organism: Rosa chinensis
Lineage: Eukaryota; Viridiplantae; Streptophyta; Magnoliopsida; Rosales; Rosaceae
Product: rho GDP-dissociation inhibitor 1
Exons: 5
Coding region: 489-1181 (230 amino acids)
Biological process (GO): Rho protein signal transduction
Cellular component (GO): cytoplasm; membrane; cytosol
Molecular function (GO): protein binding; Rho GDP-dissociation inhibitor activity
Source: RefSeq, a predicted model, not a curated record
CCAAUGUUUUAGGUUAGAGAAGCUGUCUCAUCUGAUAUGUUCAAAAAUUGAAAAGCCCUCCCUCCUCCUCGAAUCUUGGUCUUCGUGGAAGCUAGUGCAGCAAUAGUGACCCUCCACGAUUUCGCCACCAUUGUUUCUUUCCAUUUUUUUUCUCUUAAUUUCGGAUCACCACACGACCAAUUCUUCAAAAUCUUCCUAAACCCUACCCUCCUCUUCUUUUUUUGGUGUUGGGUUUUCUUUGUUUGACCCCAAAGUCUCUCCCUUUCUUGUUACGCUAAUUUUCUCUUAUCUGCGUCUCUCUCUUUUUGGUUGUUUUCAUCACUCAGAUUCUCCAAGUGGGUUUUUGGCGUCUUGUUUUUGCUUUCUUUCUUCCCAUUUUGUGCAGAUUACAGUUCUCUGCUUGGUCAUUGGGUUUAGAUUGUCUGUGAGCCUCAGAAACUUUAGUCAUUGAACUUGUAUCCUUGGUGGUUUGUUCGAGUUUUGAAAACAUGGGUGAUGGAGAAGACGAGAAAAAAGAGGAAGUUUCAGAGACGAAGAAUAAGGGUGAGCCUAGUGCAGGAGGGAUUGUCAGACCACCCAGUGACGGUUCCUUGUGUGUGACAGAGGAUGAGGAUGAUGAUGAUGAUGAACUAGCGAAGAAAAUCGCGUUGGGCCCUCAGUGCACUCUCAAAGAACACAUCCAGAAGGAUGCGGAUGAUGAGAGCUUAAGGAGGUGGAAGGAACAGCUUCUUGGGGCUGUCGAUGUCAAUGCUGUUGGAGAAUCUCUCGAACCAGAGGUUAAGAUCCUGAGCCUUGCAAUUAAAUCGCCUGAAAGAUCUGAUAUAUUUCUUCCAAUUCCGGAGGACGGAAAGCCUAACGGCUUGUGGUUCACUUUGAAAGAAGGUAGCAAAUACAGCCUUGAAUUUACGUUCCAGGUCAGCAAUAACAUUGUUUCAGGUCUCAAAUACACCAACACAGUCUGGAAAACUGCUGUGAAGGUUGAUAGCACAAAAGAGAUGCUUGGAACCUUUAGUCCACAGUUGGAGCCUUAUACACAUGUUUUGCCUGAGGACACAACCCCAUCUGGUAUGUUUGCUAGGGGAACUUAUUCAGCUAGAAGCAAGUUUCUUGAUGAUGACAACACAUGCUACUUGGAGAUCAAUUACACAUUUGAUAUUAGGAAAGACUGGGCAGCAGCGUAAACGGCUUUUUUGAUAGUCCAUUGUUUUUCAAGGCUGAAAUCUGCUUCAGUAUAAAAAUCAUGUCAAAUUCUUCAUUAACUUUCAAUCCUGUCCGAGGCUGGGGAUCGACUUAAACAACGAUGAGAGGAUGAUACGUGCUUUGAAAAAGAGGGAAAGGGAAAAGUUGAAAAGAAAAGGCUAUUGUUUUGCUAGCUAGAUAUUUGGUCAAUAAAACUGAGCUUUGCUUGUUUGAUAGAUCAGAACACACUUUUUCUCUGUGAUGGAUUAUUGUCUAUGUGAUUGCUUGCCAUAUUUUCUCAUGUUAAUUGAAGCUUUAACCAAUUGC